GCGGCCUUGGGCAUCAAAAGGGGGCAGGGCGGGGAGUGGAAUGAGAUCGCCCAGCAGCGCAUCGAGACAUGGCUGCUCACCGCCCGGCGCCGGACGUUGCAAUCGAAUGUUCCGCAGCUCGCCUUGGAGGACAAGUCGGGCUCCCCCAAGAGGAAGAAGGCAAGCAAGCCUGGCAGCACGGCGGUGUUGCUGGAGGAGGAAGUGAAGCGCCGCGAAGCCCAGGCAAAGAACACGGAGUUGGAGACCAAGGUGGCCGAUUUGGAGGCGGAGAAUGCCAAGCUUAAG
Molecule: messenger RNA, 285 nt
Organism: Effrenium voratum
Lineage: Eukaryota; Dinophyceae; Suessiales; Symbiodiniaceae
Source: the annotation of a GenBank genome assembly